AUUAUUUAUUUUUUAAAAUAUAAUCUCCAAGGACUGGGCUGUCUACCUUUUAUGGCCAUGGAUUUAUUCUAUUCCAUUAAUAAUGUUUAAUAAAUAAUUUAAAAAUGGUGUUCUAGACAAAAGGCUUCAAAUUGCAUAAUUUUUUAAAGACAGAAAAUAAAGUAAUUGGAAUAUAUAUUAAUUAAAGAGGAAAAUUUAAUUUUAUGUGACUAUAAAUACCAGUCCUACUUCUAUCAAAACACAUUGAAACUAAAGCAUUUAUAAAAAAAAGAACAAUAAAAACUACUUGAAAAGAAAAAGGAGAACAAAAGAUAAGAGGAGAUUACUCUGUUUUUCUUUGUUCCUCAAAUUUUGUCUUGUUGAUUUUCUCUCUGUUUCCAUGCUUCCAAUCGCCAAAUUUCUUUGCAGCACCGUCCAGUUUCCUGGAAGUGAUUCCACUGGAGAUGAUUGUUGCGGUUGGAUCGACGAAUUUGUUUACCAGUGACAUUGAUUUGAUUUUACCUGAUCGUCUUUGUAAAUUCUGUUGUUGUUGUUGUUGUUUUCACUGGAUUGAUUUUGUUGUUUCUGGAAAUGGAGUCUGUCAGUUUCUGCGACAUAAGAACGGAGAAGAUGAACGCGAUUCUUAAGUAUCGACAGCUCAGGAAAAUUGCUAACCUGUUUCGGUUCAUCGAGUUGUGUUUGAUUCUCGUCGUGAUCUCGAAAUUAUCUAUCCAUCUGCCGAGCGCCUUCAAGAAUUCUGGAGAGUACUUCCGGUGCUUGUCGAUGACUUUGAUUAGUCCUCGCUUCGUGUUUCUGAUCGGAAACGCGAUAGUCAUCACUCUGUUCGCUAAAUCGGGACAGUUCUCUGGUACGGAUCUGAGCAAGAAGAAUUCAGUUGCCGAUCUUUACGAGGAGUUCAUCCAAAACAGCGAGAAGAAUCAAAGAACUCGUCGCGCCGAGAUCAAGUACCGAAUCAAGCAGAUCGAUAGCGGCAGCGGCAACGUCCAAGGCGACGCCUCCAUCGAUUAUCGAAUCAAGCAGAUCGAUAGCGGAAGCGGAAGCGGAAACGUCCAUGGCGACGCCUCCAUCAAGUACCGAAUCAAGCAGAUCGAUAGCGGAAGCGGCAACGCCUCAAUCACGAUAAAGAAAAUCGGUAAUCCUGAAGAAAUCAAACAUUAUCGUAGGAGUCAGUCAGAGAAAAUAGCGGUGGUACAGCGAGAGAAUCCGCACAGCAAAUUGAGCCGAUCAGAAACAGAAAAAAGCAAGAAAAUCGUCCGAUUGAGUGAAGGAACAGAACAAAUCUCGUAUCCGGAAGAUGGAAUGAGCAACGAGGAGUUCCAGGAGAUGGUGGAGGCGUUCAUAGCGCGGCAGCAGAGGUUGAGAAGAGAGGAAGAAUUCUGUGGAUUUUAGAAAUCAAAGCUUUCACAUCUCGUUAAUCCUGCAAGUGAUUAGGGCAAACUGGUCGAAUUCUCAAGAAGAAACAGAGAACUUCGAAAAUGGUAAUGAGUUCCGUAUAUCCUUCUGUACAGCCUUUUUCCCUCCAUUUUAAUUUUGCCUUUUACAUAUUUGGAGAAGUGUUUGAAUGAAAGUAACUCAUUCCAAUUUCAUUACU
Messenger RNA from Cucurbita pepo subsp. pepo (vegetable marrow), 1591 nucleotides. RefSeq lists its product as uncharacterized. The record is from RefSeq and is a predicted model, not a curated record. Lineage: Eukaryota; Viridiplantae; Streptophyta; Magnoliopsida; Cucurbitales; Cucurbitaceae.